GAAAAAUUUCAUAAAAUCAUAUCGUCAUGAUCAUUGAAGAUCUGGUUACACCGUGGCUGGCGGAGGACUAACAAUAGCCACAAUGUGGCUUAAGCUUAGAAACCAGGUACUGAGGUACUUUCAUUUUUUCGGAGCUUAGAGCUUCAAUAGACCCCUUCAAAAAUUGUGACGGACAUAUCAACCUUAAAACCCCAACUUUAGUUAAAAUUCCUGGGGUGGUAAUUUAAAUGACGGGGCUUUAAUGAGGGCAUGAGGUAGAUAUAUGCCUAAUCCGCACAAUCGCCGUCCCUAUGAGGUUCGCGGAUAUCCUCAUCGACUUGGCCGCUGUCGUUAAAGCAUCCCGGUCCGUCGCAUCGAGGCAUAUAGAGCUUCGAGCUCGACAGAUCGACCGCUAUAGCCGGACAUCAAGUAUUGUGCGGUCAUUGAGGGAAAAUCAACAAAAUGAUUACCCGAAGCGUCCGGAAGCAACUCAUGCUACCAAUUCAUCAACUGAUGGCGAAGAGAAAUUGCAUGAGAAUACUUCUCACGCUGACGUGGUGACGCCGGUAUCCGAGAGCAUAAAAUCCGAUGCGAACAACUCCCCUACAAAAAAUCUGCAAAAUGGUGCUGCAAAGUCACCUGUAGACCAGCCAGAUGUCUACCGGAACCUCUUCCAACGCACUUCUCCGAGGGAAACAGAAACUUCACAGAGCCCCUCUAUGCCACAUGUGCAAUCGAAUCAGAACGCUAUUCUGGCGCAACUGAGAAAAAACGCCAAUGACGCUAAAGUGCGCCACAAUACCGAAUCAGCUGCGUUUUCCGAAAUUGAUUUGUCAAAAUCGAGUGCAUCCCCAAGUGCUACUAUUCAAGCAGACACUCCUCCAGAUGUGAAUGUCAACGUAUUUCAUACCAGUCGGGGCUCGCAGAUACUAGAAGGACAAAAAGAUACCAUACGGGCGAAUCGACCUAAGGUUCCGGCUCCAUCUCCUGGAUGGUUCAAAGAUUUCGGCCAUGGAAGUGCAAACCCCCACCUUGACGAAACCAAGGCGCCGCCUCCUAUUGCUGAGAGCGCGGCGACGCAGGGAGCUCCAACCGCGAAUGAAAACGUGACACAUGCUGCCAUAGAUAAGGACGAGUCACAUACUAAAGGAGAGCCUCUCAGCCAGAAAGCUGACCAAGAAAUACACGCACAGACAGUCGAUGAAAUUUCAUCCAAAGUAGAAGCAGAGACAACUAUAGCACCAAGCUUAGCUACUAAAACAGAAGAGAUGUUUAGCAGCGAAACAUCUAAAUCAACUUACGCCUUAAAGGAGUCCAGGGUCCCGUCCACUCGUCUGGGCCGGCUAUGGAACUACGGGGGACUGGCUGCCGGAAUGCUCGGCGGAGCUAUCAGUGAAGGGUUCAGCAGAGGGUUAGGGGGUGGUAGUGAAGGCUCGGUAUUGUUCAGCCCUGGAAAUAUGGAACGAUUAGUCGCUAAGCUCUCGCGAAUGAGAGGCGCGGCCCUUAAGAUAGGUCAGGUGAUGAGUUUUCAGGACUCUAAGAUGCUCCCUGCACCGAUCCGGGAGGUUCUCCAGCGAGUACAGGAUCGCGCAGACUACAUGCCUGCAUGGCAGCGCGACAAUAUGCUCUCAACGAGUCUUGGACCCGAAUGGCGAGACUUGUUUGACGAGUUUGAAGAUAAACCGAUAGCGGCGGCGUCGAUUGGUCAAGUCCAUCGCGCGACACUCAAAUCUACGGGCGAGAAAGUCGCAGUCAAAAUCCAGUUCCCCGGUGUUGCCGAUUCGAUUAAUUCGGACUUGGAUAAUCUGUCUAUGCUAUUGACUGCAUCCAAGCUGCUACCGAAGGGGCUAUAUCUCAACAAAACGAUCGACAACGCGCGAACGGAACUUAGUUGGGAGUGUGACUACGAGCGAGAAGCAAACUGUGGGAGACGUUACCGAGAUCUCUUAGCCGACGAACCGGACGUCUUCGUGGUACCCAAGAUCCACGCCGCCGCCUCUGGAAAACGCGUUCUAACGAUGGAGUUUAUGGAAGGGAUAGGCGUUACGCGCAGUAAAUCCUUCGCGCAAGAACAGAAGGACUGGAUUGGCACGCAGAUCUUGCGGCUCUGUCUGCGCGAGAUCACGGAGUUCCGCUUCAUGCAGACGGAUCCCAACUGGACCAACUUUCUCUACAAUGCCACUACUAACAAGAUCGAACUUCUCGACUUCGGCGCCUCACGAGAGUUCCUCGAGCGCUUCGUCGCGCAAUACGUUAACCUGCUAGCCGCGGCCUCGCGCUCCGACCGCAAGACCAUUAAGGAACUUUCCGAAAGACUGGGAUAUCUGACCGGCCACGAGAGCAAGACUAUGCUUGAUGCGCACAUCGCCUCAAUUCUAACACUCGCCGAACCUUUCUCUGAAUCUGCGCCAAAGGUGUACGAUUUCCAAGACCAGACAAUCACAGACCGCGUCAAGGCGCUGAUCCCCGUCAUGAUUAGGGAGCGGCUCAGCCCGCCGCCCGAGGAGACGUAUAGUUUGCAUCGGAAGCUUAGCGGCGCGUUCCUUCUUUGCGCCAGGUUGGGCAGCAGAGUGCCGUGCCGAGAGUUAUUCGAGCAGGCGUUGGGGAAGAUGGAUGUUGUACGAUAAACUAAUGUACAUAUACUAUAAUUGUCUGCCUCUGUAUAAAAGACCCGCGAGUUGCCAUGACAUAAAAGGGGAAACGGAGCAUUGAUAACGAGCAUGGACAGGAUAGCGGGAAAAUGGUAUCAUUGA
This is a messenger RNA of Annulohypoxylon maeteangense, 2732 nucleotides long. RefSeq names its product ABC1-domain-containing protein. Gene Ontology annotation, cellular component: extrinsic component of mitochondrial inner membrane. Lineage: Eukaryota; Fungi; Ascomycota; Sordariomycetes; Xylariales; Hypoxylaceae. The transcript has a single exon. Gene Ontology annotation, biological process: ubiquinone biosynthetic process. Gene Ontology annotation, molecular function: kinase activity. The record is from RefSeq and is a predicted model, not a curated record. Bases 291 to 2606 code for a protein of 771 amino acids.